UCGCUCAGCGAAAACUUUGCUCUCGCUCGACUCUUUCUUCGUCUUCGUAUAUUUUUAAAUGUUCUGCAAACGAAAGAGCGAACGUAUCCAAAAUUAUUAUAAUCUAGAGAAAGUCUAUCAAAAAAAAUAUUAAUUUAUUGUUUUAAAUGAUUUAUAAAGAAAUUGCAUUCAGCAAUUAGUUAUCCAGUGGAAAACUUAAAUUGCAAACCAAAAUAAUGGACCAGUUUUCACACGAUUUAACAAUUGCUUUGGAGGAGACUUCUCGUAUGGGUGGCGUUCGUGUUGGUAGGUGGGGUCAACGUCGAAGGACCCGAUCCACAGGAAAUUUGCCUUGUGCUCCACAACCUACAGAAGACUCUUCGAGUAGUCCCACAGAUGCAGCAAAUGGUGCACACAAUAAAGCAAAUGUCGAUGGCCUAGAUGGACUGAAUAACUCAAUACACAGCGACUCAGAUGACAGACAAGAAAUGCGUUUGGCUAUUAAUCCGCGAUUACAUACUGGCAACUUGGAAUCAGAUUCUCUAAAUGAAAAUUUCAGCCCAGCCAGAUUCUUUCGCCCGAGCACUCGCCGAAAGCGCAAAUUCAAACGUAUGGCUGUGGAGUACGAAACGACAGCAGCAAAAACACCAACAGUUUCUGGAGGACUUCAUUCAAGUACUAUCGACAACUCUCCAGAAUUUACAUUAACAGGUACCGUAAAAAAAAGAGCUUUACGUCAUGCUAUUCAAGAUAGCUAUCGGGCGAAUUUAUUUUUCUGUGGCAAACGCAAACGCUCACAUCGAGAUCGUUGCCAUGACCAUGAACAUGGAAAAGCACACUCUUCUAGUGUGCCAAGACAGAGUCAUAUGUUUCCGGUAAAACAUUCGCUUCAAGAGCACAAAUCACGCACUAGAAGUUUUUCUUCUACAUCGAAAGUUCCCUGCGAUCGAAUACUUCCCUUAAAUAAAGGUCUUAUUUCGAAAAUUGAAAAGAUCUCUCAGCAACAGCAAAAAAAUCAACAAGAUUCACAUGCCACUCCCCCAAAAUGUGCAUUUUUAUUUACCCCAUUAUCGCCGGUAGCAACGACAACAACAGCAACCAGUGUAGUUGUGCCUCGAAAGCUAGAAACUUCAACUUUCGAUAGUUUUGCAUCGAUAACAGCUGCUGCAGCAGUGGCUACAUGCUCCACAGGAUUAAGCUGCGAAAUUUUAACUAAUCGUUUUAUGCAACAAACUAUUCCAGAGCAUUAUGCGCUAAAACAGCAAAUAAUGACAAGCGUUAGAAAUGAUUUAAAAAAUGAAACGACAACGGCAAGAGGAACUAUUGCGCCUUCACAGGCAGUUCCAGUACCUGGUGCGUAUGGCCUGUCCUUCAGCCAGAGAAAAAAGAAAUAUUACCGUCUGCGCCGGGAGCAGAUGAAGAUGCAACUACAAUUCGAAGACCCCAACUCAAUGGAGUGCGGGGAACUAAAUGAAUUUCUGAGUUCCAGUUCACUCAGCUCUUCAGAGUCGGAAAAUGAAAGGACAAAUGAUUCAGAUCGCGAAGGAGAUGACGAACUAACUGAUUGGCCAGGCAAUGAAGUGAUUAAUAAUUUUGACUCGAAAAAUGAUUUUAAACGCAAACUCACGAAGAAGAGUGGAAAUUUGCAACAAAUUAAAUCCGAUGAGAAUGCUACAAUUGGUGACGAUGAUACCCUAAUGAGCGCAGAUGAAUUAGAUACCCCGGUGAACAGUGUCCACCGUCAUAUGUCAUCGGCUCCAAUAGCAAUAAAUAAAGGACUGCAACUUAAUGGAGGUGUAAGUAAUUUGUUAAGUCAAAAAAGCUUUACAUUGCGCGAUGAAACUAUGGAUCAGUUUCGUUUUCCAAUUCGACAAAUUGAAAGUGAAAUGUCGGGUGAGACAUCGAAUCCUUUUCUGGCAUCACCCCCUUGUAAGCCGGGUGAGAUUCGUGAAAUUCGUGCUGGAUGUAGAAGAAUAAAAGGUGAACGAGCAGCUUUUUCCAUUAAGACAAGUGUUAAUGAGAGGUUGGCACGAUUUCUCCAGGAUGCCAGACAAACGCAUAUUAGACUACCAGACAUUGAGUUUUAUGAGCACGAGAGUUUAAUGAAUUUAGCUAAAUUGUACUCUUUGCAAAUGUCAGUUGAUAAUGGAUGUGCUGUUCUAACUAAAACAAGCAACACAACUCAAUCAGUUCAAAUAGAUCAUCAUGGCCUUCAAAAUUGUUUAUUUUUGAGUGACUUUAAAAGGCGUUGCUAUGACGGACGUUUCGGAAUAACUGAUGCUGACGAGGAUAGCACCAUAGCUGAAGCGGCAGUAAAAUUCGCAAAAGCUGGACAAAGUCCGCCACCAGAAAUAAGCAACAGACUGCCAAACAGUUAGCCACAUAAUAUUGAAUUUAAAAAUAACAUUUAUUCUAAGUUAAUUUUACCAAAUAACCGCCAUUAACAAAGUAUAUAAAAAAAAUAUUUUCACAGAUAUAUAAAUAUAUACAUA
Molecule: messenger RNA, 2471 nt
Organism: Episyrphus balteatus (marmalade hoverfly)
Lineage: Eukaryota; Metazoa; Arthropoda; Insecta; Diptera; Syrphidae
Exons: 4
Coding region: 216-2357 (713 amino acids)
Source: RefSeq, a predicted model, not a curated record